Messenger RNA from Gordionus sp. m RMFG-2023, 965 nucleotides. RefSeq lists its product as uncharacterized. NCBI's taxonomy places the organism in Eukaryota, Metazoa, Nematomorpha, Gordioida, Chordodea, Parachordodidae. Gene Ontology annotation, molecular function: nucleic acid binding. The transcript is spliced from 2 exons. The coding region runs from base 13 to 945 and encodes 310 amino acids. The record is from RefSeq and is a predicted model, not a curated record.
GAAAGAGAACAGAUGAAAAUUAAAAACAUUGCAAAAUACGUCGAAAUGUCUACAGCAUCAGUUCAUAAAUUUAGACGGGACACAUUCCCAGAUAUAAAUGGAGAACCUUUAAAAGAAUAUAAUAUUCAAAAAAGAGGAAGUAAAAAGAAAGAUUCUUCCAUUAUUGAAAGAAGUAUCAUAAGCCUAUUAAUGGAUAAUAACACUUUGACUAUUCAGGAGAUAUUGACUAUUCAGGAGAUAAUAGAAAAGUUACCUCCUGGUAUUCCAAAAACAAAAACCACAAUUAGUAAAUAUAUUAAAAAUAUUGGUUGGUCUAAAAAAAGGGCUGGCAAGGAGCCUGAUAGAAGAAAUACUCCCGGGGCUAUUAAUAUUCGUCAAAUUUAUUGUGCAAAGAUCUUAAAUAUCCCAAGAGAAAAUUUAUAUUUCUUAGAUGAGACUGGAAUAAACUUGCAUGUUGUACCAAUCUACGCCUGGGCGCCAUACAAUGUCCGUCCAAUAAUAAAAAUCCCAUCCUCUAAGGGUAAAAAUGUAAGUAUCCUUUGUACAAUCGGAAUUGGAGGGGUAAUUCAUUAUAAAAUAAUAGACGGAGCUUAUAAUGGGCUAUUAUUCCGUGAUUCUAUGACGGAGCUUAUUAGUAUCCUACCACCAGAUGCAAUCAUUGUAAUGGAUAAUGCAUCUAUCCAUAGAAGCCAUCUUAUCGAUUCGUAUAAAGGUAGGAUUGAAUACCUACCACCUUAUUCACCUCAGUUAAAUCCCAUUGAAAAUUUUUUUGGAGUUUUGAAAAAUAAAUUUAGAGCAAUCAAUCCCCGCCCUAAUUCAAGAGAUGAAAUUGUUAGGAAUAUUAUUCAACUCUUACACGGAUUUAUUCCUUAUGAUUUCACUAACUUUUACAAUCACAUGCAAAGCUAUUUGGAGUUGGGUUAUCGCGGGCAACUGAUUAAUUAGGUACCAACAUCAAAUUCGUG